Messenger RNA from Rhododendron vialii, 5617 nucleotides. RefSeq names its product UDP-glucose:glycoprotein glucosyltransferase. Gene Ontology annotation, cellular component: endoplasmic reticulum. The record is from RefSeq and is a predicted model, not a curated record. The coding region runs from base 252 to 5165 and encodes 1637 amino acids. NCBI's taxonomy places the organism in Eukaryota, Viridiplantae, Streptophyta, Magnoliopsida, Ericales, Ericaceae. Gene Ontology annotation, molecular function: UDP-glucose:glycoprotein glucosyltransferase activity. The transcript has 37 exons.
AAUCUCACAUUGGAAGCCCAAAGAUGCUUUAAAGAGCACCCAUACUGGGCCUAACUCAUUCACAACACCUGAGUCAUCGAGUCAAGACGAUGGUGGUGAAGUUGGAACCCUAGCAAUAGCAUUGCUCUCUCCAAUCCAGUCUCCGUCUCCGUCUCCGUCUCCGUCUCCUUCACUCACUUCCAGAAGCGAUAUUUUCAAUCAUCGCUGAUCAAUGUCCCUCUUCUGAUCCAGCUUUCAUAGAAGUAUUAAAAAUGGAAACCGAUUGCAGAUCUGGUUUUCGGGUAGUGAUCGCUUUCGUUGUGGUCUUGAGUUUAUCUGGGCAUUUGCCAUUGGUGGAGAGCCGUCGACCCAAGAAUGUACAGGUGGCUCUUCAGGCCAAGUGGACUGGUACCCCUAUACUUUUGGAAGCUGGUGAAUUGCUGUCUAAAGAAUGGGAAGGCCUUUUCUGGGAGUUCAUUGAAGCUUGGCAUCACAAUGAGGAUGAUGUUUCACAUACAGCAAAAGAUUGUUUGAGGAAAAUUGUUAAAUAUGGACAAUCUUUGUUAAGUGAACAUCUGGCAUCACUUUUUGAGUUCUCUCUUACUCUGCGAUCAGCAUCCCCAAGACUAGUGUUGUACCGUCAAUUGGCAGUAGAGUCUCUUUCUUCUUUUCCCCUCUAUGCCGAUGUUAUUUCUAACUCUGUCAAUGGAGGAACUGAAAAUAAUGAAAUAACUGAAAGCAAGAAGGUUGACCCAUUGCUUGUCGGCGUGAACCCAAGAAGUCGUGGAGGGAAGUGUUGUUGGGUAGAUACUGGCGGGGCACUUUUUUUUGAUGUUGCGGAGUUGUUAACGUGGCUUCAUAUCCCUAAGGAAUUAUCUGGGGAUUCAUUUCAGCAGCCAGAACUUUAUGCAUUUGAUCAUGUCCAUAUUGAUUCCAGUGUUGGAAGUCCCGUGGCAAUUUUGUAUGGAGCUCUUGGUACCGAAUGCUUCAGAAAAUUUCAUGACACCUUGGUGGGAGCAGCCAAAGAGGGAAAAGUCAAGUAUGCUGUUAGACCUGUAUUACCUUCUGGCUGUCAAUCGGAAAGUGGACAUUGUGCAGUUGUCGGUGCAAGUGAUCCUGUAAACUUGGGUGGUUAUGGUGUAGAACUUGCUCUGAAGAACAUGGAGUACAAGGCUAUGGAUGACAGUACAAUAAAAAAAGGUGUAACUCUCGAAGAUCCUCACACUGAAGAUCUCGGCCAAGAAGUUAGAGGGUUCAUAUUCUCCAAAAUUCUGGAACGCAAGCCUGAACUAACAUCUGAAGUAAUGGCUUUUAGAGAUUAUCUGCUUUCAUCUACUGUAUCUGAUACGCUUGAUGUUUGGGAAUUAAAGGAUUUAGGGCACCAAACUGCCCAAAGGAUUAUCCAAGCCUCUGAUCCCUUGCAGUCUAUGCAAGAAGUUAGUCAGAAUUUCCCUAGUGUUGUCUCUUCGUUAUCACGUAUGAAGCUGAAUGAGUCGAUUAAAGAGGAAAUAAUUUCAAACCAGCGAAUGAUUCCUCCCGGAAAGUCCCUAAUGGCUCUGAAUGGGGCUUUACUGAAUAUUGAAGAUAUUGACCUUUAUCUGUUGGUUGACAUGGUCCAUCGGGAGAUAUCUUUGGCUGAUCAAUAUCAGAGGUUGAAGAUCCCUCCAAGUACAGUGCGGAAACUCCUAUCAACUCUACCUCCUUCCGAGUCCAGUACAUUCCGUGUUGAUUUUCGGUCAACACAUGUUCAUUACCUUAAUAACUUGGAGCUAGAUGCUAUGUACAAGAGAUGGCGAAGCAAUAUUAAUGAGGUUUUGAUGCCUGUCUUCCCUGGACAGCUGCGUUACAUCCGUAAAAACCUGUUCCAUGCAGUGUUUGUUUUGGAUCCUGGUUCAACUUGUGGGCUUGAGUCCAUUGACAUGAUUAUUUCAUUGUAUGAGAAUAAUCUUCCCAUGAGAUUUGGGGUGAUACUGUUCUCUACAAAGUUCAUCAAGACUGUUGAAACGAAAGGUGGUAAAAUUCCAUCAGCGUCCAUGGAGAAUCACACUGGUGUUGGGGAAGAUGUAUCCAGUUUGAUCAUACGCCUGUUUAUUUAUAUUGAGGAACAGCAUGGGGCUCAAAUGGCUUUCCAGUUUUUGAGCAGUAUUAACAGAUUGCGGACCGAGUCAGCAGAUCCCGAAGAUGAUCCUGAAAUGCACCACGUGGAAGGGGCGUUUGUUGAAACUUUAUUGUCAAAGGUUAAAUCUCCACCUCAAGAUACUUUACUAAAACUGGAAAAGGAGCUGACUUUCAAUGAACUAUCCCAAGAGAGUUCCAUGUUUGCUUUUAAGCUGGGUUUAGCUAACCUGCAAUGCUGCCUCUUGAUGAAUGGUCUUGUCCUUGAUUCUACUGAGGAUGCUCUUAUGAAUGCCAUGAACGAUGAGCUCCCAAGAAUACAGGAACAAGUUUACUACGGCCAUAUAAAUUCUCAUACUGACGUGCUGGACAAAUUUCUGUCAGAAAGUGGGGUUCCUCGGUAUAAUCCGCAGAUUAUUGCGGAUGGCAAGGUGAAACCGAAAUUUGUUUCUUUGUCUAGAGCUAUUCUUCGAAACGAUUUUAUCCAAAAUGAUGUCAGUUUUUUGCACUCUCCUGAAACUGUAGAUGAUUUGAAGCCUGUGACCCAUCUUCUUGUCAUUGAUGUCACAUCAAAAAAGGGGAUCAAUUUGCUUCGUGAAGGGAUACGGUACCUGAUAGAAGGUUCUAAAAAUGCUCGCUUAGGAAUGCUGUUUAAUGCCGAUCCAAAUGUGGGUUUUCCUAGUCUCCUCUUUGUGAAGGCAUCUGAAGUUGCUGCAGCGUCAUAUAGUCAUAAGAGAAAGGUGUUGGAUUUUUUGGAUAAAAUGUGUGCAUUUUAUGAGCAUGAAUACAAGCUUGCGUCUUCCGUAGUUUCUGAAGGCAAUCAAGCAUUUAUUGAUAAGGUCUGUGAUCUAGCCGAUGCAAAUGGUUUACCAUCCAAGUGCUUGAGAACUGCUCUCUCAGAACUUUCGGUUGACGAGUUGAGAGAACAUUUGAACGAGGUGGGACAAUUCUUAUACGGGCAACUUGGCCUUGAAUCUGGCAGUAAUGCAGUCAUUACUAAUGGAAGGGUGAUCCGCGUUGACAAUGGCACAUUUUUGAGUCAUGAUCUACAUCUUUUAGAGUCUGUGGAGUUAAAGAACAGAAUUAAGCACAUUGUGGAGGUCAUUGAAGAAGUGAAAUGGGAGGGCAUUGAUCCUGACAUGCUAACAAGCAAAUUCAUCAGUGACAUAAUUAUGUCCGUCUCAUCUUCAAUUGCUACGAGGGAUCGAAGUUCUGAAAGUGCUCGUUUUGAGAUCUUGAAUGCAGAAUACAGUGCAGUUAUUCUUGAGAAUGAAAAUAGUAGCAUUCAUAUUGAUGCUGUCAUUGACCCUUUGAGCCCUUCUGGUCAGAAGUUGUCUUCGCUUCUUAAAAUUUUGUGGAAAUCCGUUCAGCCAAGCAUGCGGCUUGUACUUAAUCCACUGAGUUCCCUGGUUGACCUUCCCCUGAAGAAUUACUACAGAUAUGUAGUACCGACGAUGGAUGACUUCAGCAGUACUGAUUACACAGUAUAUGGCCCCAAAGCCUUUUUCGCCAAUAUGCCAUUGGCCAAAACCCUCACCAUGAAUCUUGAUGUUCCUGAGCCUUGGCUUGUUGAGCCUGUUAUUGCUGUUCAUGACCUGGACAAUAUAUUGCUUGAGAAUCUUGGCGAGCAAAGGACAUUGCAAGCAGUGUUCGAACUUGAAGCUCUUGUUCUUACAGGUCAUUGUGCAGAGAAAGAUCAUGAACCCCCCCGAGGUCUUCAACUGAUCCUUGGAACUAAAAGUACACCACACUUGGUUGAUACCAUUGUGAUGGCCAAUUUGGGUUAUUGGCAAAUGAAAGUUUCUCCUGGGGUUUGGUAUCUGCAGCUCGCUCCAGGUAAAAGUUCUGCGCUCUAUGAUAUGAAAGAAGAUGGUGAUGGAAAUCAGGGCCUGCAUUCCUCAAAACGUAUCACCAUAAAUGAUUUGCGGGGUAAAUUGGUUCACCUGGAAGUGGUAAAGAAAAAGGGAAAGGAGCAUGAGAAACUGCUUGCUCCUUCUAAUGAUGUGAACAGUUCGCAUGGGAAGAAAAAGGGUAAUCAGAACGGCUGGAACUCAAAUUUAUUAAAAUGGGCUUCUGGUUUUAUUGGUGGCAGUGAGUUUUCAAAGAAGAGUGGGAGCACUAUGGAGCAUGCAAAUGGCUUGCGAAGUGGAAAAAGAAUUAAUAUAUUUUCAAUAGCUUCUGGACACUUAUAUGAACGUUUUCUGAAAAUCAUGAUACUUAGUGUUCUGAAGAACACUCGUCGACCAGUAAAGUUCUGGUUCAUAAAGAAUUAUCUCUCUCCUCAAUUCAAGGAUGUAAUUCCUCAUAUGGCACAAGAAUAUGGUUUUGAAUAUGAAUUGAUUACAUACAAAUGGCCUACAUGGUUAAACAAACAGAAAGAAAAGCAGCGAAUCAUCUGGGCAUAUAAAAUUCUGUUCCUUGACGUUAUUUUCCCUAUUUCUUUAGAGAAGGUUAUAUUUGUUGAUGCAGAUCAGGUUGUCCGGGCAGACAUGGGAGAACUCUAUGACAUGGAUAUAAAAGGACGACCCCUGGCCUAUACUCCAUUUUGUGACAAUAAUAAGGACAUGGAUGGCUAUCGAUUUUGGAGACAAGGUUUUUGGAAUGAACAUUUAAGAGGAAGGCCGUAUCAUAUAAGUGCAUUAUAUGUUGUGGAUUUGGUUAAAUUCCGGGAAACUGCAGCUGGAGAUAACCUGAGAGUAUUCUAUGAAAACCUUAGCAAGGAUCCUAACAGUCUUUCGAAUCUAGAUCAGGAUCUUCCGAACUAUGCUCAGCAGACGGUGCCUAUCUUCUCACUACCCCAAGAAUGGCUAUGGUGCGAGUCUUGGUGUGGUAAUGCCACAAAAUCAAAGGCAAAAACCAUUGAUCUCUGCAACAACCCCAUGACGAAGGAGCCCAAGCUGCAGGGUGCUAGAAGAAUUGUUGCAGAGUGGCCAGAUCUUGACUUUGAAGCAAGAAGCUUCACUGCAAAAAUCUUAGGUGAAGAAGUUGAUAUGCAAGAACGGGUAGUGUCUCCUAUAAAAACACAAAGUUCAGUUAGCGAUAGUGAAUCUGAAGACAAGUCAGAGUUGUGAAUACGAUUUUCCAUAAGCAUAUAGCUGGUAUUAUUUCAUACCGAGUAUUUAACAGAGAUCGAAGACACCCGAUGGGUCUAUGGAAUCAUUGAUAGCCUUGGAAAAUUUCGACUCUAGAGAAGAGAAGGCAGUGUAAUCGAUUUUUUUGAAGGCCAAAUCAGUCAGUGAAUCUCAGGAUAAUUCUCUCACUGGAGGAAAUGGUCUCUCUUUUCUGAAAUUAGAUUUUUGCUCUGUAUGUUAGUUAAGCAGAUAUGUAUGAAUGAAUGUUAGCAUUUAUAGAGAGCAAGACUAUUAGGAGAUUGUAGACUUAUGCAUGGCUUCACCACUUAGCCUAAUAGCUUUACAUCAGGGAACAUCGUUCAUGAACCAAAGGGAACUGAGAUAUUAUUUGAAAUCGGAAUGUCUUGUGCACAGAUGGAAAUUUGGUGGGAAAGUAGCUUGAAAACUUUAAA